Molecule: messenger RNA, 2804 nt
Organism: Prosopis cineraria
Lineage: Eukaryota; Viridiplantae; Streptophyta; Magnoliopsida; Fabales; Fabaceae
Product: indole-3-acetic acid-amido synthetase GH3.5-like
Exons: 3
Coding region: 31-1902 (623 amino acids)
Cellular component (GO): cytoplasm
Molecular function (GO): indole-3-acetic acid amido synthetase activity
Source: RefSeq, a predicted model, not a curated record
UCUGCUUUCCUUCCUCUUCCUUUCAUAUAUAUGAUUGUUGAUUUCUCUUACAGUAUACCCACCAUGCCCGAGGCUCCUAAUAACCCGAAUGGCCUUGAACAUGAUGCCGCCAAUGCUCAUAAUAACGCCGCCCAGGCUAGCCGUGAGAGAGCCCUGAAAUACAUCGAGGAUGUCACCGGCAACGCCGAUGACAUUCAAACCAGUGUCCUUGCUGAGAUCCUUUCUCGCAGUGCCCGUGCUGAGUACCUCCAACGCCAUGGUCUUGAUGGUCGUACUGACGCCGACUCUUUCAAGAAGCUCAUACCCGUCGUCUCUUAUGACGAUUUAAAACAGGAUAUUGAUCGUAUUGCCAAUGGUGACACGUCCCCGAUUUUAUGUUGCAAACCCAUAUCAGAGUUCUUGACUAGCUCUGGAACAUCUGGUGGAGAAAGAAAAUUAAUGCCGACGAUCGAAGAGGAGCUGGACAGGAGGGCGUUGCUUUAUAGCCUUUUGAUGCCGGUGAUGAGCCAAUAUGUUGAGGGUUUGGGCGAGGGCAAAGGGAUGUAUUUUUUGUUCGUAAAAUCAGAAGCUAAGACUCCGGGAGGACUUUUAGCUCGUCCAGUUUUAACCAGCUACUACAAAAGCUCUCAUUUUAAAGACAGGCCUUUUGAUCCCCACACUAACUACACCAGCCCCAACGAGACCAUUCUCUGCCCUGACUCCUUCCAAAGCAUGUAUUCCCAAUUGCUUUGUGGCCUUUGUCAAAACGAUCAAGUCCUUCGCGUUGGGGCUGUUUUUGCUUCUGGGUUUAUUCGUGCUAUCAAGUUCCUCGAAAAGCAUUGGGUUUCCCUGUGUAAUGACAUCAGAACCGGUACAAUAGACCCCAAAAUCACUGACCCUUCAGUGAGAGAGGCCGUCAUGAAAUUACUCAAGCCAAAUCCCCACCUCGCGGCUUUUGUAGAAGCCGAAUGUGUCCAAGACUCAUGGAAGGGUAUCAUUCCUAGGCUAUGGCCUAACACCAAGUAUGUUGACGUAAUCGUCACAGGAACCAUGUCUCAAUACAUUCCCACUCUGGAUUACUAUAGUAACAGUCUUCCCCUGGUGUGCACCAUGUAUGCUUCUUCUGAGUGUUACUUUGGUCUCAACCUAAACCCUUUGUGUGACCCAAGCGAGGUCUCUUACACCCUCAUCCCUUCCAUGGCUUACUUUGAGUUCUUGCCUCUUAACAAGAAAAACGGGCUUGCCAACUCAGGUUCUCACCCAGACCAACAACUAGUUGAUCUCGUAGAUGUGAAGUUGGGUCAACAAUAUGAGCUUGUAGUUACCACCUAUUCAGGCCUCUAUAGGUAUCGGGUUGGGGAUAUACUGCGUGUGACUGGAUUCAAGAAUAAGGCUCCUCAAUUCAACUUCGUAUGUCGAAAGAAUGUGGUUCUGAGCAUAGAUUCUGACAAGACGGAUGAAGUUGAGCUCCAAAAUGCUGUGAAGAAUGCAGCUAAUCACCUUCUUCAGUUUGGUGCAUCGCUGACAGAGUACACAAGCUGUGCGGACACCUCAAUUAUCCCAGGCCACUAUGUUUUAUACUGGGAGAUUGGCCCGAGUGAGCAAACCUCAAUCCCUCCUUCUGUUUUUGAGGAUUGUUGCCUUGCAGUUGAAGAAUCACUCAACAGUGUGUAUCGCCAAGGCAGAGUUUCUGACAAGUCCAUUGGGCCUCUAGAGAUUAGGAUAGUGGAGAAUGGGACAUUUGACAAGCUCAUGGACUUCUCUCUGAGCAUGGGUGCAUCCAUUAAUCAGUACAAAACUCCUCGAUGUGUGACAUACGCUCCUAUUAUAGAGCUUUUGAACUCCAAAGUUGUUUCAAGUUACUUCAGUCCGAAAUGCCCAAAGUGGGCUCCAGGGCAUAGGAAGUGGUGCACCCUCGACUGAAAACAAACGUUAACGUACGUUUGAGAAGGCGCGCGAGCUUAAAUUAAUAGACAUGUUGAGCUUGAUAAUUGGUAUUUAGUUGUGUGAUCGACCGAGCAGUAGAAUAUCAUAUGUAGGGGCAUGCAUAUGUAUGCAGCCAGUGCUGUCUUUCAAGUGUUGAUUUAAAAUUCAGUUGAAGGUUUAAGGGGUUCGCGUGCAGUAUAUAUAUAUUUUUUUAAUUACUCUGCAUGGAUGAAUAGUAACUUCAUUCCAUUUCAAUCAGCUAAAUUCCGCGUUUGAAAUUAAAGCACAAUUAGAUUAGUUUAGGGAUCUCUCUCUUUGCCCAUCGCCUUUUGGAUUGAUCGAAACUCUAAUUUGAUUGUAUUUGUGGACUCUAGGGCUAGAUCCAUGGUGAAGGUAUGAGAUGAACUUUUCUUCGCACCUGCUUCUCAAUUAAACUAUGUAACCUUGAUAAGAGGAUUGAUAAAGGUAGGGUCAAUUCUGUAUCUUUCUAGACUCGUUUUCUUGGUCAUUCUCCCAAUACGGGACAGUGCAUGUAUCAAAUCUGAAUUACGUGUCAUUGUUAUGUAUGGCAGACGACACCUUUAAUUUUCAUCGAAAGUCAAUCGUUGCAUGCGGCAAAGUAGCACUAUCCCACUGGAGGGUUCGGUACCUGCUAAUUCUCUCUCUGUUUUUUCCCCCCAACUUUAUAUGUGUUUGCCAGCUAAUCCACAUUGAAAGCAGUGUAAAAUGUGGACUGUUUGGGACCUCAUCAACUUACUGUACACAUACCUCAAACCUUACUAUUGAUUGGGCGCAUAGCUCCAUCUUCAAGGGUUGGGGAAAAAAAAUACAGUCUUCCCAUGUUUCAGGGGCAACUUCCUCAUUUAGUUUAAUUUUUAUCAGCCCUUCAGCUUAUUGCU